Molecule: messenger RNA, 1809 nt
Organism: Paraglomus brasilianum
Lineage: Eukaryota; Fungi; Glomeromycota; Glomeromycetes; Paraglomerales; Paraglomeraceae
Source: the annotation of a GenBank genome assembly
AUGAAAACUAUCACAGAAUAUGGUUCUGCUGAGUAUAAACCCCUCAAUAAUGAUUUAGAUAGGCUAGCGCCCGAAAUUAAAGUAGAAAUUAUACUCCACUUGAGUAAUCCUAUAUCGCUUGCCCAAUGCUCGCGUGCCUGGCACACCAUGAUAAACUUACCCGUUACAAAGUCCAAAUGGCUGAUAAGCAGAUAUGGUAAAACCCAUGCAUUGUUUCAUGCAGUAAGAAUGGGCAGGCCAUUCAUUAAUGUUGAUGUAGUCGAGUGUUUAUUUGCCCAAAAUGCCCAUAUAAGCCGGUACUUUGUUCAAAGAUUAAUGCUUGGAUUUGGCAAGUAUGACAACAGGCUUAUUGAUCUCAAAUUGGCACAUAACAUGACGAUAAAACCGCUCGAUCCAAAUCGGAAAAGGUCUAUUCAAAGAAAAAUCCAGAACCCGUGGGCAAGCAAUCUUCCCUUUGAUGUUUUCUCCAGAAUUCUCAAAGAGGGUCAUGACCAAUUUGACGGAGACGACACUCCAGUGCGCGGAAAUGACAUGGAGUCAUUUUAUUAUCUAUCAGCUGGUCCGUUGGUUAUUAGUCAAGCGAGAACCAGAUUGAGGAAAAACAAAAAAGAAAUAAAAACUUUGAUUCAGAGGUACAAAUUUGCGCCGUUUCCUCCUAGGCCAAAAAUCCGAAAGCGUACUAUAGUAUCACAUCCUGCCAACUACGAUGAUUACCCGCCUACUGAUGGCUACGAGAAUGUUCGCCAACAGAAUGUUAUUGCACGAGCUAUUCUUUUGUAUCCCAAAUUGGUUAAUGUCUGGAAAAAGAACGAAUAUUAUGAAAUAGUCGACGAUAUAAACGAUUUGGUAAUGGGAAGCAUCCUAUUACUAUCAAAUUUUAAUCCAACUUUAGGCUAUUUCAUUAAGAAACUAGAAACUCUGCAGUCGGUUGGAUUUAGACCGACAGAUGAGAUGAUGGGAGAUGCUUUGAUAUUUUUUGAACAUCGUUUAAAGGAUAUAGAAGUACUGAUAGAUACGUUUGUCAUUGGUCGCGGUCUGAAUAGGAACACUAUACUUUCCAUAUGCUUAAGAGAAUUGUUGAAUCCAGGCAGAAAUCUCAAGCGGCAUGAUUUACUUGAUUAUAUACUCGAUCAAAUUGAUGACCCCGAAGAGACCACGUACAAGGCCCUGCGUAGCUACAAUAUCGCAAAUCCCGUGAAAAUUUAUCUAAGUAGGAAAGGUUCUAUUCCUCUAGCACUUACGUUACUCAAAUAUGCCCCUAUCGUCUAUCAAUUUAUGCUAGUGAAAUUUGGUGUCGACUCACCUGUUAGCAUAUAUUUGGUGGGCGAAAUUACAACUGCGCGUAUAGGGAAAGCCAAACUACAUAAAUAUAACAAGACUCUUGCCUCGUCCACCGCUUCAAUCGAACACGGAUGGCAAGAAUUAAAUAACAUCUUCAACGUGUAUUAUAUGGAAGGUGUUCCUAUAGAACCGCGAUUUUUACCCUUGUUCGAAACGUGUCCGGAGAAGAUUGUCAUCAAAUGUCUGUUUAAGACAUACUUGCCGAAGCUGUUUGAACUCGGAGUUAAAUUUCAACCAUCACGAGUAGACAAAAUGCCAGUGCUGGAAGUCACUCCAUUCACACGUAGAAGACGCAGGACAAGCCAUGAAACAAAGACAGAAUGGUUGGAUGAGAUUCGUUCUUGUAAUCGGAAUGACAAAAUGACGGCAACAUUCAGACAUCAACUUGAAAAAUUCCGUCAGCGCAUACAUAGUAAUAGAGCUUUUGGCACAUUGUCAACCUCGUCAAAACGACAUCGACACGGAUAA